Molecule: messenger RNA, 1630 nt
Organism: Erythranthe guttata (spotted monkey flower)
Lineage: Eukaryota; Viridiplantae; Streptophyta; Magnoliopsida; Lamiales; Phrymaceae
Product: putative zinc transporter 10
Biological process (GO): zinc ion transmembrane transport
Cellular component (GO): plasma membrane
Molecular function (GO): zinc ion transmembrane transporter activity
Source: RefSeq, a predicted model, not a curated record
AAUAGGGUCAAUUUUAGUUGGCAGGAAAAGAAGGAAACAAAAAAAUAAAAAUUGUCGUGUAAGGCCACGUAUAAUAUGAGAGUGCCACGUAAUAACAGAGCACGUGCCAGCCGUACGCAUACCACGGCCCCCAUUUCAUGCAAAACAAGCAUCCACGCAUUUGCAUUAUAAAUUAAUAACCAAAUCCUGAUUUAGCCGCAACGCCCCUUCCAUGCCACCAUUCUCAUCUCACUUCAAAUAUUUCUCUGUUAAUUUAUUUUUCCCGGCCACCAAUAUAUUCAUUCCUAUAAAUUUCAACUCAAAUAAUCACCACUACACUACUCACAACACUCAAUUUAUCAAUUAUAUUCAUAUUCAGAUUUGAUCAUCAGUUCAACAGAUAUAUCAUUUAUUGAGAUUUGACGAUGACUUGUUCGAAAUCUAUUUUAAUCAUCUUCUUCAUCCUCCUUUCGAAUUUUUCGGUCCAAGUUUUGUCGGUGGUCGAGGAUUGCGGGGCGGAAGAAGAUGACGGCUGCACGAACAAGAAGGCGGCUUUGCCGCUCAAAAUAAUCGCCAUCAUAACAAUCCUAAUCAGCAGCAUGAUCGGAGUCUGCUUGCCACUUGUCACCCAAUCAAUUCCGGCUCUCAGCCCAGAGCGAAGCCUCUUCGUCAUAGUCAAAGCAUUCGCCGCCGGGAUUAUUCUAGCCACUGGAUUCAUGCACGUGCUGCCCGAUUCUUUCGACAUGUUGUCCUCCACCUGUUUGAAAGAAAACCCGUGGCACAAAUUCCCCUUCACUGGCUUCGUGGCUAUGCUCUCCGCAAUCAUUACUCUCAUAAUCGACUCUUUGACAACAAGCGUCUACUCUAAGAAACACAAUUCUGGAGGUGUCAAGCCGGAGUCCGGCGGGGAACCGGAGGAGCUGGCGGUGGUGGAAGCUGGCGGCGGUUAUUCUCAUUUCCACGGCCACCACCAUGGAGCCAAGCUGGAAGUACAGGGUGCACAACUUCUCCGUUACCGAGUCAUCGCGAUGGUUUUGGAGCUGGGAAUAAUAGUACACUCAAUAGUGAUUGGGUUGUCACUUGGGGCGUCUAACAACACAUGCUCGAUCAAAGGACUUAUCGCUGCACUCUGCUUCCAUCAAAUGUUUGAAGGAAUGGGACUUGGUGGCUGCAUUCUCCAGGCGGAGUACAAGUUCAUAAAGAAGGCAGCAAUGGCAUUCUUCUUCAGUGUGACAACUCCAUUUGGAAUAGCAUUGGGAUUGGCAUUGGCCAGCACAUACAAGGAGAACAGCCCUCGAUCGUUGAUCACCGUUGGAUUGCUGAACGCAUCAUCUGCUGGGCUGUUGAUCUAUAUGGCUUUGGUCGAUCUAUUGGCUGCUGAUUUUAUGGGGCCAAAAUUGCAGGGAAGUAUCAAACUCCAAAUCAAGUCUUAUAUAGCCGUUCUCUUGGGUGCCGGUGGAAUGUCGCUCAUGGCUAAAUGGGCUUAAUUGAUGAUAUAUCUAUAUAUAACAUAUGAAUGUAGUAUGAUUGUUGUUUUUGAAGAGAACACAAAAAUGUUGUGUUUUCUAGUUUGUUCAGAUAUAUGUUUUCUAUUGUGUGUCGUUCUUGAUGGAAAUUUCCCUAUUUCAUUGUCUCCACCUUUUGAAAUGUA